Lutra lutra (Eurasian river otter) is the source of this 1679-nucleotide messenger RNA. RefSeq names its product macrophage receptor with collagenous structure (gene MARCO). NCBI's taxonomy places the organism in Eukaryota, Metazoa, Chordata, Mammalia, Carnivora, Mustelidae. The record is from RefSeq and is a predicted model, not a curated record. The transcript has 16 exons. The coding region runs from base 98 to 1546 and encodes 482 amino acids. Gene Ontology annotation, cellular component: basement membrane; membrane.
CAGUAGUUAAAUGAGAACAAUCUUUUCCCAAGUGGUUCCUCUUGAGGACAGCAUUUCUGUUGGCUCCAGAACUUUGGGCCAUCUAUAAAGCUUCACGAUGGAAAAUAAGGAAAUUCUCAAGGAGGAAGAGUUCCUGGCGAGCACUAGAGAAAGAACAGCCAUCAACCAAACCGUAUUCCCUGCAAUGGAGGUCUUUGAAAUCAAUGAUCCAAACCCCAGGAAGAGAAGGGGGGUGAACUGCUUCAUGGUCAUGGUGGCCAUCUACCUGAUUCUGCUCACCGCGGGUACUGGGCUGUUGGUGGUGAAAGUUCUGAAUCUGCAGGAGCGGCUCCGGGUGCUGGAGACUCACUUCAAUGGAACGCUGGCCGCCGAGGACCAUCAGUCCUUCUCUUUGUUCCAGUCCAUGCCCCUCCCGCACCUCCCUGGGGGCAUGCUGGGGCUGCAGGCCCUACAGGCCCAGAUCACCCAGGUUCACACCAGGCAAGAACACCUGCUACGGAAGGUGGACAACUUCACUCGGAGCCCAGAGCUGUUCCGGGUCAAAGGGGAACGAGGCGCUCCAGGUCCUCCAGGACUCCAGGGCCCGCCUGGAAUCAAGGGAGAGGCAGGCCUCCGAGGACCCAACGGUGCUCCAGGGAAACAAGGAGCCCCUGGACAGCAGGGAGAGAAGGGCAGCAAAGGCGAUGGGGGUCUCAUUGGCCUGAAAGGGGAACCUGGAGCUAAGGGAGACAAAGGAGACCUGGGUCUUCCAGGAAGCAAGGGGGACAUGGGCAUGAAAGGAGACACAGGGGUUAUGGGUCCCCCCGGAGCCCAGGGAACUAAAGGUGACUCGGGGAAGCCAGGCGCCCCAGGUGCAGCUGGAUUUCCUGGAAUAAAAGGAGAUCAAGGACAACCUGGAGCGAAGGGUCCUCCCGGCUCUCCGGGCGUGGCAGGAUCCCCAGGGGCCAAGGGGGAGCCUGGCACUGCUGGCUCCCCUGGACUAGCAGGGCCACCAGGGACACCCGGAAGUCCUGGAGCCGACGGCGUGAAAGGAAGCAAGGGAGACCCAGGACUUCAAGGACAGAAAGGAACAAAAGGAGAAUCAGGAGUUCCAGGCCCUGAGGGCAUGAAAGGACAAAAGGGAAACCCGGGCCAGGGAGGCCUCACAGGUGCACCUGGACUGAAAGGCCAAAAGGGAGAGCCAGGAGCAAAAGGAUCUUCUGGAGCACAGGGAACUCAGGGAGAAAAAGGUCAAAAAGGUGAACCAUUACAGAUCGUCAGGAUUAUCGGCAGUAGGAACAGAGGCCGGGCUGAAAUUUUCUAUAACGGCGUCUGGGGGACAAUCUGUGAUGAUGGCUGGGACAAUUCCGACGCCACCGUCUUCUGCCGCAUGCUGGGCUACUCCAGGGGAACAGCCCUUACCAACAUGUCACCUGGCAGUGGGGAGAUAUGGCUGGAUGACGUUGCCUGUCAGGGGACAGAGACGACCCUCUGGAAUUGCAGAAAGAGCAACUGGGGGGCCCACAACUGCAACCACAGUGAGGAUGCUGGUGUGGAAUGCAGAUGACCCCCCACAGUCCCUCAACCAUACUAUGGCCGGAAGUGUCUGCAGGCAGGGACACUCAGCUCCCCUGGGGGAGGGCCAGCAUUCUCUGAGGGGUUGCUCUGAGGCGGGGUCACAAAUAAAACUCAAAGCAUGA